Messenger RNA from Cryptococcus wingfieldii CBS 7118, 1035 nucleotides. Its product is annotated as solute carrier family 25 (mitochondrial carnitine/acylcarnitine transporter), member 20/29. Gene Ontology annotation, biological process: transport. The transcript is spliced from 9 exons. NCBI's taxonomy places the organism in Eukaryota, Fungi, Basidiomycota, Tremellomycetes, Tremellales, Cryptococcaceae. The record is from RefSeq and is a predicted model, not a curated record. Gene Ontology annotation, molecular function: transmembrane transporter activity. The coding region runs from base 1 to 1035 and encodes 344 amino acids.
AUGGGAUCCCACAGCGACCACAGAGUCCCAGAGGAGAUCUCAGACCCAGACAUCUAUGGUGAUGGGCCGCAGGAGGUCGAGCAAGCUACGCCGGAGGUCAAAGAGCACUCGCCAUAUAUCGGCUUUGCGGCGGGCAUUUGCUCGGGAUGGACAAAACUCAUCGUCGGCCACCCCUUCGACACCUGCAAGAUCCGACUUCAAUGUGCCCCUCCAGGGACAUACAAAGGCGUAUGGGACGUCUUGUCCUCGACAGUCACCAAAGAAGGCCCGAGAGCGCUCUACAAAGGCGCGAGUAUCCCGGCCAUCUCUUGGGGUAUCACCGACUCUAUCCUCAUGGGUAGUUUACACAACUAUCGAGCUUUCCUCUUGACCCAUGGGUUUGGUGAACGGAAUCCCGGGUCGGAGGAGCAGAGGCUUUCGAUUCUGGGUCAUACCACCGCUGGACUCUUUGCAGGUUGGACCAAUGCGAUACCAGCCCAUGCCACGGAAUUGAUCAAAGGCAAACUGCAACUCCAAAUGAUCCAGCCCGAAAACACCCCCAAAGAAUUUUCCGGUCCCAUCGAUGUCGUCCGCAAGACUGUCGCCGAGCAAGGUAUCACCGGAAUGUGGCGUGGACUGGGAUCAAGUUUCUUGUAUAGGAGUUGUUUCCUCGCCAUGUUUGGAAGUUUCGAAGCGUUCAAUAGACUGUUCAAGAGCUGGGAUGGGACGAGCUGGGAGAUGUCGAGCGGGAUGGCAAACUUUAUGGCAGGUGGUAUGGGGUCGAACGUCUACUGGCUUGCUGCUCUACCGAUGGACAAUAUCAAGAACCGUAUAAUGACCGAUGAUAUAAAGAGACCGCGCUACAAGGGCGUCUUUGACGCUUACAAACAAGUCUGGCGAGAGACGUUUGACCCCUCCAAGUCGUUUGGUUGGAAUUCAGCCGCAAGAGUACGAAACUUUUACAAAGGCUUCACGCCAGUCGUGUUGAGAGCAUUCCCUACGAAUGCUGCGGCUUUGGCGGUAUGGGAAGGUGUGAUGCGGUGGCAGACGGCUUGA